AUAGUGGAGACGCAAACACUUUAUAAUUCAAUCUUAAAAUGUAAACCUAAUUCAAAGUUUGAAAAUAUUUAUGAAAACGUGGAGACAAAUGGGAAUAAGACGUGCAAUGGAUUCACGUUUUCAAACGAACAGUAUUUAUACUAUGCGAUCGUAUCGAACCAAACGGAACUCCUAAAAGUGAAUGAAAUGACAGUAGUAGCCGCUUCCCUCAAUGCGGACGGCCAGUGCUCUGGAGAUUACCUUUUUUCAGUCCAAAUAUAUAAGGCGGACGACCAGGACGGAUGUCAGGGUCAAGGGGUCAGCUCACAAACGGCUAUUUACUAUACAUUCUCCAUAUACGGAGAAAAGUGUAGCUCAACCUGUAGUUUAGUGUCGUCCACCGCUAAACUAAGCCCACCCCUCACUAAUCGACCAAAUUUGGUGAAACAAGAAGUCAUUUAA
Molecule: messenger RNA, 441 nt
Organism: Oppiella nova
Lineage: Eukaryota; Metazoa; Arthropoda; Arachnida; Sarcoptiformes; Oppiidae
Source: the annotation of a GenBank genome assembly